CCUGCAGGUACCCGAAAAGAAAAAAAACUGGAACUAGACUUGCUUUUUAUUUUGUUUUGUUUUCAGCUUUUUGCAACGGUUGAUGUUUCAUUUCAGUCAUAUCCAGUGUGGAUUGAUUUUUCAAUUAGCCUCCUUAUUUCUAAUUGGACAAUUCUAUUUCUUGGAUAGAUUCUAGAUCUACUAAAGUACUAAUGUGGAAAUGUUCAAAGAUGAGGGCUUUUUUCAUUAAAAAAAAGUCUUGUACUUUUUGGCAAAAGACUAUGUUUUAAAGCUUCAGUGUAAAACAAAUUGAAGUAUACACCCUUUAGACAUGGCCACCAAUUUUGUCCACAUUGGUGAUAUUGUAUCACUGUAUGCUGAAGGCAGUGUUUGUGGAUUUUUGUCUACCCUGGGUCUUGUUGAUGAUCGGUCAGUGGUGCAACCUGAUGCAGGUGAUCUCAAUAAUCCACCCAAAAAAUUCAGGGAUUGUCUUUUCAAGAUAUGUCCUAUGAAUCGAUAUUCAGCGCAGAAACAGUUCUGGAAAGCAGCAAAACAAACCUCAUCAAUGCCAGAUUCAGUUUUAUUACAACGCCUUAAGCAUGCAGCUGAGUUAGAAAAAAAACAGAAUGAAUCAGAAAUCAAGAAGCUGAAAGGCACAGAAGUUCAGUAUAGCCAUGUCAUUCAGCUACUACACGUAAAGAGUAAUAAAUUCUUGACUGUCAACAAGAGGUUGCCAGCCCUACUAGAAAAAAAUGCAAUGCGAGUAAUUUUAGAUAGUUCAGGAAAUGAAGGCUCGUGGUUUUACAUACAGCCAUUUUACAAGCAUAGCUCACCUGGAGACAAGGUUGUAGUAGGGGAUAAGGUUGUUCUUAACCCUGUAAAUGCUGGUCAGCCUCUCCAUGCCAGUAACUGUGACCUUGUGGACAACCCUGGGUGUAAGGAGGUCAACUCAGUCAGCAGCAACACAUGCUGGAAGGUCAUGCUGUUCAUGGACUUCAAAGAAAACCAGGAAGAUGUUUUGAAAGGGGGUGAUGUUGUGCGAUUGUUCCAUGCUGAACAAGAGAAGUUUUUGACUGGUGAUGAGUAUAAAAAGCAGCAGUAUGUUUUCCUGCGAACAACUGGCAGAACCUCAGCUACAGCUGCAACUAGCUCUAAGGCAUUAUGGGAGGUGGAGGUAGUUCAACAUGACCCAUGUCGUGGAGGGGCAGGUCACUGGAACAGUUUGUUCAGGUUUAAGCAUCUAGCCACUGGGCAGUACCUGGCUGCUGAGGUGGACACUGACCCUCUGCCAGAUGUAACCAGGAGUAAGUUGAGAGGUCAGCCUAACAUGCCAGUCUACUGUCUUGUCUCUGUCCCACAUGGGCAUGAUAUAGCUUCAAUCUUUGAACUUGAUCCCACAACUAUGAUAAGAACAGACUCGCUUGUUCCAAGACAAACUUAUGUUCGUCUCCACCAUUUGUGUACUGACUCAUGGGUGCACAGUACUUGUAUUCCACUUGAUAAAGAUGAAGAUAAGCCUAUCAUGAACAAGGUUGGUUGUGCAAAAAUUAAAGAAGAUAAAGAAGCUUUUGCCAUUGUACCAGUAUCUGCCCAAGAGGUCAGAGACUUGGACUUUGCUAAUGAUGCUGCCAAAGUAUUGACUGAAAUAGCCAACAAACUGGAAAAAUCAUCCAUCACGCAGAAUCAGAGGAGGUCUGGGUCUGUUAUUCAAUUGAUAACUGAUGUGAUCUACUUUUUGGGACAUCUGGAGCUGUCCAACCAGACAGGCGAUUGUUUAGAUCUUAUUAUAUCCAAACCUGACAGAGAGAGGCAGAAGCUCAUUCGUGAACAGAACAUACUCAAACAGAUCUUUAAAAUUUUGCAAGCUCCAUUUAAUGAUGUUGGAGAUGGUGCUUUGAUGCAGUCUAUGGAAGAACUGGCAGACCAGAGGCAUGCAGCUUUCAGACAUUUGUGUCGCUUGUGCUAUAGGUUGCUGAAAUUAUCAUUUCAAAACUACAGAAAAAACCAGGAAUAUGUUGCAGCCAAACUCCAAUUUAUGCAGCGCCAGAUUGGCUAUGAUGUAUUAGCUGAAGAUACAAUCACAGGUUUAUUACACAACAAUAGAAAACUAUUGGAGAAACACAUCAAAAAACCUGAAAUUGAAAUGUUUGUCUCCUUGGUCAGAAGGAAAAAAGAACCAAGGUUUCUGGAUUACUUAGCUGAUCUUUGCGUGUGCAGUAAAGUUGCCAUCCCUAUCACUCAAGAGCUUAUUUGCAAGACUUUAUUGGCUACAGAAAACCAAGAUAUCCUCAUAGAAACAAGGCUGAUCCGGACACAAAUGGAGUAUGAGAUGCCAGCUGAAGAAGGAACAGUAAUGACGAUGGAUGAAGAUGAUGAAGUGGUCCUGUUUUGGGACCCUACUUAUGAUAAGUCAAGCAACAAAGAUGAAGCCAGUGUCAGACAGGUGUUGGGGUCUAGUGGAGCCGAGUACAGGUGCCAGAAAGGUAUCAGAGAAUUAGCCAUGGGUGCGGCUGACAAUAUCAAGGCAGAUAAAGAAAUCCUCGAUUAUUACAGACAUCAGCUGGACUUGUUCUCACACAUGUGCCUAGACAGGCAGUACCUGGCCAUCAACAAGUUGAGUGAAUCUUUGGAUGUGGAUCUCAUAUUGAAGUGUAUGGCAGAUGAAUCUCUUCCUCCUGAUUUGCGAGCAGCGUUUUGUCGUCUUAUGUUGUCCAUGCAUGUGGACAGAGAUCCCCAAGAGCAAGUAAAACCUGUAAAAUUUGCUCGACUCUGGUCUGAGAUUCCUCAAAAGAUUUCUAUUGAAGAUUAUGAAUCCAACAUAACCAAGGCUCCAGAAAAGGAAGAAGUGAAGAAAAAGUUUGAUCCCACUAUAGCAUUUGUCGAGGAUUACCUUUGUAACAUUGUCACUAAGGCAUGGGCUGAUGGUGAGCAGAACAACCUGACCUACGAGGUGGUGAACCUUGCUAGACAGUUGAUCUACUUUGGCUUCUAUUCAUUUUCUGACCUGCUGCGGCUGACCAAAACACUGCUCAGUAUCCUGGACUGUAUUCCUGAGUCUAUUGCCAGCUCAUCUGCGCUCACAGUCCCUGUCUCUGUUGUGGUAGUUGCUGAAGAUCCAGAUUUGGAUAUCCCAUUAUCUCAACAAGCCACAGAGUUGAAGAACAAGAAAAAGAAAGAGGAAGAAGAAGACACCAAGAUAAUGGACACCAAGUUAAAGAUCAUAGAAAUACUGAAGUUUAUUAUGGACACCAGGCUAGAUUUCAGAAUUACUUCCCUUCUCUCCAUUUUCAAGAAGGAACAUGAUGAAAAUUAUAAUCCACAUGAAAAAACUGGCCUUGACCUUGAUAGCAUAGCUACCCAAGCUGAAGAUGUUUUUGGUGGCAGUGAUGAGCUGGACUUGGAUGGACAAGGUGGGAAGAUGUUCCUGCGUGUUUUGCUCAACAUGGUCAUGCACAACUAUCCAUCCCUUGUCUCUGGUGCUUUACAAUUGCUGUUUCGACAUUUCUCUCAGCGCCAAGAAGUUCUCAAUGCUUUCACACAGGUCCAGCUUUUAGUAACCAACAGUGAUGUUGAGAACUACCGUCAAAUCAAAUCUGACCUUGACAAGUUGCGACUGCUGGUGGAGAAAUCUGAGCUGUGGGUGUACAAAAACAAACAUGGGGAUGAUGCCCCUAAGAAAAAGAAGAAAAAGUCUACCAAUGAUGAGGGGGAAGAGGGCAAAGAAUCUGCAGAGAAAAGUGAGAAGAAAGUUAAAAAGAAGGAUCACUUGGGUCACCCAGAAUCAGAGUCUGCGAUAGAUUUAGAUUUGGGUCCACCUAUCAGCAGUGACUCAAGUGUUAACUACAAGACCAUUAAAGCUAUUCUACAACGGCUGACAAAAUUGUGCAUUGAUGAAACGGAUAAAAACAAGAAGAUUCUGCAGCGACUGACCAAGCUGUGCAUACAAGAAGCCGGAGACAUAAAGAAAUCCAGGAAACAUGAGCAGAGACUCUUGAGGAACAUGAACGCUCACUAUGUCAUACUUGAGCUUCUCAUGAUCACAUACGACAAGGAACUAGACAGCAGAAUGAAUGAAUUGAUGAAACUAGCCCAUGAGUUUCUUCAAGCUUUUUGUCUCAACAAUCAACAAAAUCAAUGUCUGUUGGAGGACAAGCUGGACCUCUUUCUCACUCCGGGGCUCCUGGAAGCAGAAACCAUGAAGGCCAUCUUCCAGGACAAUGCAUCUUUAUGUAAUGAAGUUAGUGACAGAGUCAUUCAACAUUUUGUACACAACAUAGAGACACAUGGGCGGCAUGUUCAGUACUUGAGGUUUUUACAGACUAUCGUCAAAGCUGAGGGGGAGUAUAUCAGGAGAUGUCAGGAUCUGGUCAUGUCAGAGCUGGUGAAUGUGGGGGAAGAUGUUCUGGUGUUCUACAAUGAGCCAUCAAGCUUUGAGCACCUGAUAGAGCUGAUGCAGUCGGAGCGUCACAGGGUGAACGAGCAGAGUGCCCUGAACUACCACAUCAACCUGGUGCAGCUGCUGGCCCUGUGCACAGAGGGCAAGAAUGUUUACACUGAGAUCAAGUGCCACUCCCUGCUCCCUCUGGACGACAUCCUCAAAGUUGUCACACACCCUGACUGCAUACCCGAGGUGAAAACAGCAUACAUUAACUUCUUAAAUCAUUGCUAUGUGGACACAGAAGUUGAAAUGAAAGAAAUAUACACCAGCAAACAUAUGUGGACGUUGUUUGAAAAUUUUCUUUUAGACAUUGCCAUGGUGUGUAAUGCUACCCAUGAUAGAAAACAUGCCAACACUGAACUAGAGCAGUAUGUUACCGUGACUGUCAUGAAUAUCAUUACAACAUUUUUCAGUUCUCCAUUUUCUGAUCAGAGCACCAACAUACAGACAAACCAGCCAGUAUUUGUUCGGCUGCUUCAAGGAGCUUUUAGACUAAUCCGUUGUGAAUGGUUGGAUGGAUCACAAAGGUUCCAUGUGGAAGCUUGCAUCAAGACUCUAUCAGAUACAGCAAAAAGUCGAAGUAUUGCCAUCCCAGUUGACCUGGACAGUCAGGUGAAUGCUUUGUUUGAGAGGUCAAACAUUGUCCAGAAAACUUCCGCCAGGUGGCUAAAUGUGAGACAGAACAGACGAGAAUCUCAGGCACACACUUCACGGGAUUAUAGAAACAUUAUUGAAGGCUUGCAGGAAAUUGUGUCCACCUUAAACAGUCAUCUAAAGCCGCUAGUAUUAGCUGAGAUGUCUGUCCUAGUGGAUGUGUUACACAGGCCUGAACUCCUUUUCCCACCCUCUACUGAGGCCAGAGAAAAAUGUGAAAGUGGUGGAUUUAUUGCCAGGUUAAUACGUCACACAGAAUGUUUGCUGGAAGAGAAGGAAGAAAAACUGUGUAUUAAAGUCCUACAGACACUGAAAGACAUGAUGUCUGCUAAUGAAAGCAGAUCUGAAAAGGUGGAUGUAAAAACUCUGACAAAAAAAGAUUUAGAAGACCACAGGAGGUGUGAGGCUUUACGGCAGAGUUUGUUGAUGCGUUACUAUGACAGAAGUCAACCCCGCAACAGGCGAGAGAGUCAGCCAACUGGACAGAAUUCUGGCCCGGGGUCAACAAUGAUCAGCCAGGCCAAUAACCUAUCAUUGCACCAAGUUCAGUGUUUCUUGGAUGACAAGGGCGCUUCCAAUCUUGUGAUUGAUCUGAUCAUUAAAAACACCAGCAAUAAAGUCUUUUUAGAAACAGUUGAAUUGGGUAUAGCUCUGUUGGAAGGAGGAAACAGCAAGAUUCAGAAAUCCAUCUUCUUCAGACUUACAACAGACAAAGAUGCAGACAUAUUUUUUAAGGUUUUCUUUGAUCGCAUGAGAGAUGCACAGGUAGAGAUCCGCAAUACAGUUACAGUCAACACCUCUGACACAGAACACAGGCCACACAGGGAUGAGGAAAAGAAGAAAAAAGAUUCCAUUACAACAUUAGACAAUUUCCCAAUGCAAUAUCGGAAUAUAGAAGAAGUCCACAGAUCUGAGGCCCCAGUGAAUGAUGAUCUGAGAAAUGAGUUUGAUGAUGUAGCCAGCCAGACCAACAAGGCAUUCAGUCACGUCAGGCAGGUCCACGGGAGGACGGGGGGAGACAACCCACAGGGAGAGCAUGAUGACGGGGAUCAGACUCGUGCCCACUCCCAGCAGUCAGCAGAAGAAAGUGACCGGCCUAAACAUGAAGGAUCAGAUGACAAAAAGAUGUCCCAGCAGAUUGCCAUCAUGAAGCCCAUCCUCAGAUUUCUCCAGCUGCUGUGUGAGAACCAUAAUCGGGACUUGCAGAACUACUUGCGCACCCAGCCCAACUGUAAAAGCCCCCAGAACUUGGUGUGUGAAACUCUCCAGUUCCUGGACUGUAUCUGUGGCAGUACAACUGGUGGGCUUGGUCUCCUGGGCCUGUACAUCAAUGAGCACAAUGUGGACCUCAUCAACCAGGCAUUGACCACUUUAACUGAGUACUGCCAGGGGCCAUGCCAUGAAAAUCAGAAUGCCAUAGCAAUGCAUGAGAGCAAUGGUAUAGACAUAAUUGUAGCCUUGCUUCUGAUAGAAAUUAAGUCCUUAGGCAAGAACAGAAUUGAUCUAGUACUAGAGUUGAAGAAUAAUGCAUCCAAGCUUCUGCUGGCUAUUAUGGAGAGUAGACAUGACAGUGAAAAUGCUGAAAGGAUUUUAAGUAACAUGAGGACAAAACAACUGAUGGACAUUGCGAUACAAGCUUUUCAUUCAGAGGACCCAGGUAAAGAUGAGACAGCUAGAUACGACAUGGAUGACGAGGAUGACAAUGUGGAGGAGAACAACACAUCACCCAAAGCAGUCGGCCACAACAUUUAUAUCUUGGCUCAUCAGCUAUCCCAACACAACAAAGAAUUAUCCGACCUGUUAAGACCUGGAGGCUAUGAUUUGUUUGGUGACCAGGCCUUGGAGUAUUAUCAUAAACACACAGCCCAGAUUGAGAUUGUCCGUCAAGACCGCACCAUGGAGAGGAUUGUCUUUCCUAUACCCGAGAUCUGUGAAUACCUGACCAAGGAAACAAAACUCAAUGUCUUUAAAAGGGCAGAAAGAGAUGAGCAGGGCAGUAAAGUGGCAGAUUUUUUCAGCAGACAUAAUGAGAUGUUUAGCGAGAUGAAGUGGCAGAAAAAGUUACGAAUGCAACCAGUUAUGUUUUGGUUUAGUAGCCAUAUGGGGCUUUGGAACAGCAUUUCUUUCAGCUGUGCUGUCAUCAUCAACUUGCUGGUGGCCAUCUUUUAUCCAUACAACACACUGGAUUUUCAUUCUGUUGGUGUUAGGUUUAAUGGUCUGUUAUGGGGAGCAGUAAUGAUUUGCACAGCUGUUGUUGUUUUCUUCCCCCAUCCAAUGGGGUUUAAAACCCUGCUGGCCUCGAUCAUAUUACGUUUUGUGUGUACAUUUGGGCUGAGGAUAACACUGUUCCUGCUAGGACUAAUCAAUUUACUCAAUAAAUUUGUGUUCAUGGUUAGCCUGCUAGGAAACAGAGGAGUUCUAAUCAAACCAGUGAAUGAAAUUCUCUCAGAUUUUGAAAUGGUCUACCACAUUGGCUAUUUCAUUCUUUGUGCUCUGGGAUUUUUCUUUCAUGAGUUUUUCUUCAGUCUCUUGCUCCUAGAUGUGGUAUACAGAGAGGAAACCUUACUCAAUGUUAUCAAGUCGGUCACAAGAAAUGGACGCUCCAUCCUUUUAACCACAGUCCUGGCUGUCAUCCUGAUUUACCUGUUUUCAAUCAUUGGGUUUAUCUCCUUCCAAGAUGAUUUCCUCAUGGAAGUGGAACCACAAAAUGUGGCUAGGAUUGAACAUAGUGAUCACACCAAUCAUACAGCUGUGAACGCUACCAGUUGUGCUGCUGAUGGCACUAACUGUACUGAAGCAGAAGAGUCCUAUAUUUCACAAAUAUUGCACAGUGCCAAAUGGGACAGCUAUGCUGAAGGAGAGGUAGAAGAAGGUGGAGAAAAAAUGCGAGCCUGCGACUCUUUAAUCAUGUGCAUUAUCACCAGCAUUAAUCAAGGUUUACGUAAUGGUGGAGGCAUAGGGGAUGUUUUAAGAAAACCUGGCAAACAUGAGCCACUGUUCCUAGCUAGAGUGGUCUAUGAUCUGCUCUUUUUCUUCAUUGUCAUUAUUAUUGUGCUCAACUUGAUCUUUGGUGUUAUCAUUGACACAUUUGCCGAUCUCAGGAGUGAAAAACAGACAAAAGAUGAAAUCCUUCGGAAUACAUGUUUCAUAUGUGGUCUGGAUAGAGCAGCUUUUGACAAUCGUUCAGUGACAUUUGAAGACCAUGUCAAACAUGAACACAACAUGUGGCACUACCUGUACUUCAUUGUCCUGGUCAGAGUCAAGGAUCCAACGGAAUUCACUGGUCCAGAGAGUUAUGUCGACGCUAUGAUCAAGGAGCGUAACCUGGAAUGGUUCCCGCGCAUGCGAGCCAUGUCACUGGCAGCUGAGGACAGUGAGGGGGAGCAGAAUGAAAUCAGAAACCUGCAAGCACAGCUAGACUUAACAACAAGACUUGUACAGAAACUUUCUGGACAACUUACUGAGCUCAAAGAACAAAUGACUGAGCAAAGAAAACAAAAACAACGCUUUGGACUCCUUCAGAGUAAUCCUGUUCCAAUGUCUAUACCAACACAGUUUUAACUCAAGUUACAAAUGCUGUGUAAUUGCUGCAAAUUUUUUUACAAAUUUUUAAUUUAUGGAAGUGUUUUAGUCCUUUAAAUAAUCUGUGUUUAUGAGUAAUAUUUUAGUCAGUUUCAUAUUAUAAUUAAAAAGCAUAAUUUCCUGUAUUUAAACCUCACUUUUUACCUGUUUUGUGUUUAAAAAGCUUUUAAUAUUUGUUGUUUAAAAAAUGUUUUAUUUGUAAAGUGAUGAAGCAUUAUAUAUGAUUAGAAUAUUUUAAAAUGCAGCUAGAUUUUUACAAUGUAGCUGAGAUUGUAGUUGGCUUUUCCAGUAAUCAAAACAAGUGUUUCUUUCUUCUUCACCUGCUUUUUCCUAUUUGCCAAAUAGAAACAAAUGUGAUGUGUUCAAAUGGUUUUUAUAUCUAUUUUAAGCACUAUAAUUCAGCGACAUUUUUUUUAAAGCCAUAAAUUGUUUAUUUAUUGAAAUCUUUUUAAGGUUAAAUAUUUGAUUUUUAGUUAAGUAAAAUACAAAGUUAUAUUGCAAAGAGAAGUUUGGGUGUUUUACUAAUAUUCAUAUAUUAAUUUGAAUAGUGUAUUCUAUUAUGAAAGUUUCAAAUACUGAACUAUGUCAUAAAGAAUAAAUAGGCAUGCCUUGUUAAAGAUUUUAUUUUAAAAUUGUUGCUGUAUUUAAGAACAAACAAGUGUUCAGAUUUAUCUUCUCUUUUUUUGGCCUUUGUAUUUACAUUCCAGAUAUUGACUAUGCAAUUGUUGGUGAUACAGUUAACAAAAACUGAUGUGACUAAUAAUUUUGGCUUCUGCUUUCUACUUGAACCCUGGAAGUUUACAGUGUGACCAAUAGUAUAAAAAAAAUAAUUUUUAAACGUCAAUAGUUUCAUAUAAAGUUCUAUGUAAUAAAUAUGGCAAUGUCAUAUAGCAGUUCUACUAAAGAACUUUUAAAUGUUUUUCAGUAAUUUACUAUAGAAUAUCCCCACUACAUAAUGUUUAGCUUCUAAUAUAUUU
Molecule: messenger RNA, 9630 nt
Organism: Physella acuta
Lineage: Eukaryota; Metazoa; Mollusca; Gastropoda; Physidae
Product: inositol 1,4,5-trisphosphate receptor type 1
Biological process (GO): calcium ion transmembrane transport
Cellular component (GO): membrane; endoplasmic reticulum
Molecular function (GO): inositol 1,4,5-trisphosphate-gated calcium channel activity; inositol 1,4,5 trisphosphate binding
Source: RefSeq, a predicted model, not a curated record